CUGGUGCCACGCUGCGCGCCUGCUCAGUGCGUCCUCACCGCUGCUGCUCGGAUCCUGAACCAGGAGCUGCUCCGUCCCGUAGGUCUACUGCACGCUUUGUGUGUGUGACAGAGUGUGUGAGUGUUUGUGUGUGUAUGAGUGUGUGUGUGUGUGAGAGAGAGCUGUCUGAUGGUAACCUAUGGAUUGACGGAGGGAGGCUUUUGUUGUCAGCCCGGUGGAGCUGGACUGUCCCCGGAGAUGCCCAGAGGAUCCGGAUCUGUGAGAUACCCGGGAGAACUACGAUAUUGACAUGAAGAAGGACAUAGAGACUCUAAUAGCAGAGGAACGUGCUGACAUCAUCUUGAAGUAUGCUACGGGCAGGCAGGGCGGAGUGGAGAUUGACCCCUGGGAAGAUGCUGACUACAGUAUCUACAAAGUCAUCGACCGCUUCGGCUUCAUGCAUGAGGACGAGCUGCCGGCCCCGACAGCACACGAGGAAAAGAGGAAGCAGCUGGAGAUCGAGAGAGCAGAGAAGUGGCUGAAGAUGGUGAAGAAGUGGGAUAAAUACAGGAACAGUGACCGGAUGGUGAAACGGGUUUAUAAGGGCAUUCCCCUGCAGCUGCGAGGCCGGGCCUGGGCGCUGAUGCUGGACGUGGAGAGGACUAAGAAGGAGAACGAGGGCAAAUACGAGAAAAUGAAGGAGCAGGCCCGACUGUACUCACCUGAGAUCAAACAGAUCGACCUGGACAUCAACAGGACUUUCAGGGACCACAUCAUGUUCAUGGAUCGCUUCGGAGUCAAGUAAGUCUCACGGUGUUCGGAUCAAACUGUCCAGAGUUUGCACGAAGCUUUGGGAAGCUGUGGUCAGAUUUAUGUUCAUGUUGUGUUCAC
This is a messenger RNA of Notolabrus celidotus (New Zealand spotty), 870 nucleotides long. Its product is annotated as USP6 N-terminal-like protein. NCBI's taxonomy places the organism in Eukaryota, Metazoa, Chordata, Actinopteri, Labriformes, Labridae. Bases 290 to 784 code for a protein of 164 amino acids. The transcript has 7 exons. The record is from RefSeq and is a predicted model, not a curated record.